Messenger RNA from Aureobasidium pullulans EXF-150, 675 nucleotides. RefSeq lists its product as uncharacterized. The transcript has a single exon. Bases 115 to 627 code for a protein of 170 amino acids. The record is from RefSeq and is a predicted model, not a curated record. NCBI's taxonomy places the organism in Eukaryota, Fungi, Ascomycota, Dothideomycetes, Dothideales, Saccotheciaceae.
GCCUCAACAGACUUGCCAACCCGCAUCAAAUCUAUACCCGCCAGGUUACAAUUCAUCACAAGCAUUCGCAACUGGUACACUUUCGGUGACCGUCUUUUUCUGCUGCCGAGCGAUAUGUUUUCCGAUUUCAACAAAAUGGCACUACACUUUUUCAAAAGGGUUGGCAUAUCACAAUCACCAACCUUUGCCUCCCCGACAGCCCACAUCCGGACCUUUGCACUCUCUCAGACAUAUUUCGGCCGCUCCUUGGAUCCAAUCAUUAAACGACAGCAGAUGGAUCGCUACAACGAAAGAAGACGCAACAGACGCCGCACAGAUCCAGAAUACGCGGCGAAAGAACUCAAAGGGUAUCGCGAGCGGCCUCCUCACGAGAAUUGGGGUUUCAGAAAUCGCGAACUCGCUCUCGAAGCAAAGCGCAUGGCACACAUGAGACGGAAAGCCGAAGACCCGUUGUAUACGUUGCGAACGAGGAUUCGUACUACAUUGGCCACACAUAGCUGGAUGAGGGAAUCUCUGCCUUGGAAAACCCAUGUGCCUGUGCUGUAUGAGGACAAGGUCGAACACAACUGUGGCAAGUGCUUGGUCUCCAGACAUGGAGGGUUAAAGUUUUGGUACGUGUGCACAUGACAUGAACGACUUGAUGGCUCCUUUUCCCGCUUCUCAUUGGAAUCCACA